Molecule: messenger RNA, 744 nt
Organism: Saxophila tyrrhenica
Lineage: Eukaryota; Fungi; Ascomycota; Dothideomycetes; Mycosphaerellales; Extremaceae
Exons: 1
Coding region: 1-744 (247 amino acids)
Source: RefSeq, a predicted model, not a curated record
AUGAGCUCCUCCAUCGAAUCUACGGACACCGCCAUCGGGAACUCCGUCACCAAAGUCUUCGGCAUCACUGAGCUGCUCGAGCAGGUACUGGUCAAAGUCGACUUCAAGACUCUUCUGCUGUCGCAGCGAGUGAACCACAUGUUCGAACAAGUCAUCAAGGGCAGCAAGAUGCUACAGAAGAAAUUGUGCUUUCUCCCGGUCGAUUCAUUCGAGGAGGCACUGGCACUGGGCUUUGCGGAAGAGGGGGGUGUUCUCUUGCGGCUAGAUUCCUUCGAUGACCUCGUCAGUUCAGGGCAUGUUUGUGUCCAGCCAAGUUUCCUCAACAGCCACUUGUUCCACAUAGUGGACCGCUGGCAGCCAGAAAGACUUUGGAACUUCCCCAAGAACGGCUUCAAGCUCCGUGCUGCACCUAUUGCUGGUGCAAACAAAUCAAUUUCUACCGUCCAAAAGAGUGCGGAGAGAACGUUACUCGCACAGCCACCGACAAACAAUCACUUCCACAAGCUCGAGAUCCGGAGUUCUGCAUACUGGCAACCGGGUCCUUUCGAUGUCGACCUGACCAUGGACUUGGGAAUGGGCGACGUCGCCAAAAGAAUCGGUUACGUCAACUACCAGACCGCCAUUCAAGCGCCAAACUCACAAGACCCCUUCCGCGGAUAUCUCAAGGCGGCCCGGGACUUCAUGCGGUUCAAAGGCGAGAGCGAAGGCAUCGAUUCAAGCCUGCCGUGGUUUCCCAUAGCGUGA